CGAAGCAGCUCUCGCUCGGCCCAGAGGCUCCCAAAACCGGGAAUCACACCUGCUAUAAUAGUCGCGGAUCGAGCCGCUCUUAAAGGCACAGCUGGAAAGGGGUGGCCGGGGACGCGGGCGCACGGCAGCUAAGCCGGGCGCCCCUCUCGGUUGCCAGCCGUGCCAAGGCGCAUCCGGAGAGAGACGCCCCCACCCCCUGCCUGUCCAAAGCCCCCAGACCAGCUUCUCCUCCUCCUGAAACAAGGCGCCGCUCGCUCGCUCGGCUGCGCCGCCGCCGGCUCCUCCCCACCGUCUCCUUUGCGCGCACGCCCCUCGCCGGCCAAGCCCCUCUCCUCCCCUCGACGCGUCUGGAGCGAGCGAGCGCGGGGCUGCCUCGCCUGCCUGCCGGAGGGCCGGGCCUCCUCGGCUCCUCUCGCCUGCCUGCCCGCUCUCCGCCUCCUCGGCCGCCUCCGCCUCCUCCUCCUGCUGCUGACGUCUCGUCCGUCUGAAAAACUCCAGGCGGCGGCGGCGGAUGCGGCGCUUCUGAGUGGCUCAGCGAGCAGCAGCAGCAGCAGCAAUCCCGAGCAGCAGCAGCAGCAGCAGCCGCCGCUGCCUCUGCCGCGAAGAUGGUGGUGGCCGCGUCGCCUUCGCCGUCUUCGUCCGCGGCCGCUUCGUGCGCCCGCCGCCUGGCCCGCCGCUCGCGCUCGGCGCUCGUCUUGGCGCUCACCGUGCUGCUCGUGCAGACGCUGGUCGUGUGGAAUUUCAGCAGCCUGGACUCCGGCGAGGAGGAGCAGCAGCGCCCGCCGCAGGGCAGCAGCAGCCGCAGCGCCAGCCGCCGCCGAGAGAAGCGCGACCUGGAGAGCAGCAACCCUGGCCACGACGGGCACCGCGCGCACCAGCACCGCAAGGGACCCGGCGCCUUCCGCGCCAAGGCGGCGAUGGAUCAGCCUCUCAAUCCUUACAAAGGCUUGGAAACCCAGGACGGCUACUUUUCCCACCGGCCGAAGGAGAAAAUGCGCACGGACAGCAACAACGAAAACUCCGUCCCCAAGGACUUGGAAAAUAUAGACAAUAGCAACUUUGCUCCCAGGUCGCAGAAGCAGAAGCACCAGGUGGAGCUGGUGAAAAAGCCCCUGAGCAAGCAGAAGGAGCGUUUGCGGAGGAAGCUGGAGCAGGAGGAGAAGGUGAAAGAGAACUCGCUCCUGGGGAAAAGCUCCAAUGAGGUGCUGCAGUACGGCCACCCGGCCCCAAAGACCAGCAUCAAUGGCAGCCAGUUGAAAGACAUCCACAGGUCCCAGGCCAGGCAGCACCAUCUGAAGAAGAAUGGGAACAGCUCUCCUGAACUCGCCUACGAGCAGCCCCCCAAAUGCGAAAUCUCGGGCAAGGAGGCCAUCUCUGCUCUGUCCCGAGCCAAAUCCAAGCAGUGUCGGCAGGAGAUUGCCGAAAUGUACUGUCAGCAUAAGCAGGGGAAGCUGAUGCCAGAGCAAGUGACUCGUUUCUGCCCUCUGGAAGGCAAAGCCAACCACAAUGUACAGUGGGAUGAGGACUCCGUAGAAUACAUGCCAGCAAACCCAGUCAGGAUCGCAUUUGUCUUGGUUGUUCAUGGCAGAGCUUCCCGGCAGCUGACGCGCAUGUUUAAGGCUAUUUACCAUAAAGACCAUUUUUAUUACAUUCAUGUUGACAAGCGCUCCAAUUACCUGUACCGGCAAGUGCUCCAGUUUGUGAACCAGUAUCCAAAUGUGAAAGUUACUUCUUGGCGCAUGGCAACAAUCUGGGGAGGAGCGAGCCUUUUGUCGACCUACUUGCAGAGUAUGCAGGAUUUAAUGGAAAUGAAGGACUGGCAGUGGGAUUUCUUCAUUAACCUAAGUGCUGCGGACUACCCAAUCAGGACAAACGACCAGCUCGUUGCCUUCCUUUCCAGAUACCGAGACAUGAACUUCUUGAAGUCCCAUGGAAGAGACAAUGCAAGGUUUAUUAGAAAACAAGGGCUGGACAGGCUUUUCCUGGAAUGUGAUACCCACAUGUGGCGCCUUGGUGACCGGAAGAUUCCGGAAGGAAUAACGGUGGAUGGCGGGUCAGACUGGUUCCUGCUGAACAGGAAGUUUGUGGAAUAUAUCACCUUUUCUAAUGAUGACCUGGUGACGAAGAUGAAAAGGUUCUAUUCCUACACGUUACUCCCAGCUGAGUCUUUCUUCCACACCGUCCUGGAAAACAGCCCUCAUUGCAACACAAUGGUGGACAACAACCUGCACAUCACAAACUGGAACCGCAAGCUGGGUUGCAAAUGCCAGUACAAAAAUAUUGUGGACUGGUGCGGCUGCUCCCCUAAUGAUUUCAAGCCGGCCGAUUUCCACCGAUUUCAGCAAACCACAAGACCCACCUUCUUUGCGCGCAAAUUUGAAGCGGUGGUGAAUCAAGAAAUAAUUGGCCAGCUGGAUUACUACUUGUAUGGCAACUACCCAUCGGGCACUCCAGGCCUGAGAUCGUACUGGGAGAAUGUCUAUGACGAACCAGACGGGAUCCAUAGCAUCAGUGAUGUCAUGCUGACCAUGUACCACUCAUUUGCUCGCUUGGGCCUGAGGAGAGCAGAAACCUCCUUCCACACUGAUGGUGAAAACAGCUGCCGGUAUUACCCAAUGGGCCACCCAUUCUCCGUCCAACUCUACUUCCUUGCUGAUCAUUUUCAGGGUUUCCUUGUCAAGCACCAUGCUACCAAUCUGGCUGCCAGUAAGCUGGAGACCUUAGAGACAUGGGUGAUGCCCAAAAAGGUGUUCAAAAUUGCAAGUCCACCAAGUGAUUUUGGAAGGCUGCAGUUCUCUGAGAUUGGAACCGACUGGGAUGCUAAGGAGAGAAUAUUCCGGAACUUUGGGGGACUCAUUGGGCCCAUGGAUGAACCAAUCGGCAUGCAGAAGUGGGGGAAGGGCCCCAACGUCACUGUUACUGUCAUCUGGGUGGACCCCACAAACACCAUCGCCGCUACGUAUGAUAUCCUAAUAGAAUCCAGUGCGGAGUUUACUCACUACAAGCCGCCGUUGAAUUUGCCUCUCCGUCCGGGAAUCUGGACUGUUAAGAUCCUGCAUCACUGGGUCCCUGUAGCGGAAACCAAAUUCCUGGUGUCUCCUCUGACAUUUUCCAACAGGCAAAGCAUCAGGCAAGAAGAAGCCACGAGGUUGCACGGCGGACCUCCGAAGAACGCCUACAUGGAGCAGAGUUUCCAAGGCCUCAACCCGGUUCUGAAUAUCCCCAUCGACGCUGCGCAGGUGGACCAAGCAAAGAAGAAUGCAGCCCUUACGGGCAGCAAGCUGGAGAACUGGGUGGACAAACUGGUGGGAGGCAUGUGGUCAGCUGUGGAUAUCUGCAGCACAGGCCCCACCUCCUGCCCAGUCAUCCAGGCCUGCAGCCAGACGUCUUGGAGUUCACUCAGCCCAGACCCAAAAUCUGAGCUGGGGCCUGUUAAACCAGACGGCCGUUUGAGGUAGCACAGGGUACACAUCCCUUCACUGGCUUUUAAAAGGGAAUUUAACAUGGUUGCUCUUGUGACCCGGGGGGGGGGGGAUUAUCCACCUGCCCUCCUAAACUUGGGC
Molecule: messenger RNA, 3563 nt
Organism: Podarcis raffonei (Aeolian wall lizard)
Lineage: Eukaryota; Metazoa; Chordata; Lepidosauria; Squamata; Lacertidae
Gene: XYLT1
Product: xylosyltransferase 1
Exons: 12
Coding region: 606-3458 (950 amino acids)
Biological process (GO): heparan sulfate proteoglycan biosynthetic process; chondroitin sulfate proteoglycan biosynthetic process
Cellular component (GO): membrane
Molecular function (GO): protein xylosyltransferase activity
Source: RefSeq, a predicted model, not a curated record